This is a messenger RNA of Hemiscyllium ocellatum (epaulette shark), 2263 nucleotides long. RefSeq names its product mesoderm induction early response protein 1-like. The coding region runs from base 100 to 1644 and encodes 514 amino acids. Gene Ontology annotation, cellular component: nucleoplasm. The transcript is spliced from 12 exons. Lineage: Eukaryota; Metazoa; Chordata; Chondrichthyes; Orectolobiformes; Hemiscylliidae. The record is from RefSeq and is a predicted model, not a curated record. Gene Ontology annotation, molecular function: histone deacetylase binding; transcription corepressor activity. Gene Ontology annotation, biological process: negative regulation of transcription by RNA polymerase II.
CCUUCCCUUGGAUGCUCGAGUCCAGGUACAGUAAAUGCAAACUUUCUUUAAGGUGGUUCAGCAGGCUCAGAAGACCAUGAUUUUGAUCCAUCUGUUGAUAUGCUUGUGCAUGAUUUUGAUGAUGAACGAACACUUGAGGAAGAGGAAAUGAUGGAAGGUGACAACAGUUUCAGCUCCGAAAUUGCAGAUCUUGCAAGGGAAGGUGAAAUGCCAAUCCAAGAUUUAUUAAAUUUGUAUGGUUAUGGGAAGACUGUUCCAUUUCCUGGUGAGGAAGACGAGGAUGAUGACGAGGAUGAUGAAGAUGAUGAAGCAGAGGAGGAGGAUGAUGGAGAUGAUGGAGAUAAUGAGGAAAAUAGUGGAAGUAGUGAAGUUCCGGAGACUGAGGAUCUGCCAGAUGUACAUCUACAUCAGCAAGAAAUACCAAAGAACUCAAGUGGACAAGAUGAUGAAACCCGGUCUUCUAAUGACGACCUUGCACCUUUGACUACCUCUCAAGAUGUGCAAGAGAUGAUCCGACCACGCAGAUGUAAAUACUUAGACAUAGGUAAUGAAGGGGAAGAAGAAUCUGAUGAUGAUGAAGAUUACAUACCCUCAGAAGAUUGGAAAAAGGAGAUCAUGGUAGGCUCGCAAUACCAGGCUGAUGUUCCUACAGGCAUCUAUAAUUACAAAGAGAAUGAGAAAGUAUAUGAGAAUGAAGACCAGUUGUUGUGGAAUCCUGAUUUUCUGCCUGAGAAUAAAGUGGUGGAAUUUCUUUGUGAUGCUAGUAAGCGCACGGGUGAGGAGAAAGGAUUGGAUGCAAUACCGGAAGGCUCGCACAUAAAAGACAAUGAACAGGCCUUGUAUGAGUUGGUUAAAUGCAACUUUGAUACAGAAGAAGCAUUGCGAAGAUUGAGGUUUAAUGUAAAAGCAGCCAGAGAAGAGCUCUCAAUUUGGAGUGAAGAAGAAUGUAGGAAUUUUGAACAGGGACUUAAGGCAUAUGGAAAAGAUUUUCAUCUGAUCCAGGCUAACAAGGUGAGAACACGGUCAGUAGGGGAUUGUGUAGCAUUUUAUUACAUGUGGAAGAAGUCUGAGCGUUAUGAUUUUUUUGCACAGCAGACUAGAUUUGGAAAAAAGAAAUACAAUCUUCAUCCAGGUGUUACGGAUUAUAUGGACCGUCUCCUGGAUGAAACAGAGAGCACAGCUUCAAGUUGUGCACCUUCUCCACCUCCAACCACUUCAACCAGUAGCAGUAGCCAGACAGAGAGAGAAGAUACUGGUGCAAUAGGAAAUAUGAAUGGGACAAAUGUCAAUGGUCCAGUUGAAAUAUCAGAUCAGUGGCAUGAUUAUGGUGAAAUCAAGGGAUUGAAUUGCAAUGGACCUAUCAAUUCUGCAGCAUCUGGUUAUGCCAAAUUGAACACAAAUGGCUGUGGGAAAGAUGAUUCAUGUGAUGUCAAACUAAUAAAUGUACUGAAUGAAAAUGAUGAGUCUGAAUCAAGUUGUGAAAGACCAGCUAAGAGACUAAAAAUGGAUAAUGACUCUGGAAGUGAAAUGAACAGUAUAAACAUUCCAGAAGAAAACCUCAAACCUGAAGACUCUGAGAACUUGGCUGUUCUAACUGACUCAAGGCACCAAAUAUCUAUUGAAUUAGAAGCUCAACAAAUCUAAAGUGUGUAAUAACCCAAUCUUGGUCUGAUUUUUUUUGUUAAAAAAACCUGAUUUAUAAUUGGGUUGGUUUGUAUAAAUUUGGUCAUUGACAUCAGUGAUGUCUUUUUAUAUAUCAAUAUAUUAAUAUAUUAUAUGUAAAUUCUUCUGUCUGGACACAAUAUAUUCUAUAUUUUUGCCAGAUUUUUACAUUGAGAUUUUUGAAUAAGUACUCAAGUUUUCUUGCAGUCCUUUCUGUAAAUUUUGUACAGUUGCUAAGCUUUAUUGUGGAGGGAAAGAUAAUAAAUAUACCAAGAAUCUAAUUGUCUGACUCAUUCCAUUUUGAUAAAAUUUUAAUUUAAAAAUGAUGGAAUGUUUAAAAUAUUUUAAGAGGUAGUGGUUUUACACUGUCUGGGGCUGUGAAGUAGUUUCAGGGUCACAGUUUUACAAGACUGUAAUUGAUUGAAGCUUUUUGUAUGCUAUUCUAUUAGUGCAGCAUAAAUUUCAGCUUGAAUAUAAAACUUUGUCCCUCAAUGUUGCUGACUCACAGUUCUGAUUAUAUGCUGCAUUUUCUUUAUUUCUGAUAAGUGUUAUCUACAACAUGUUGAUUAUGCAUGUUCCAAAAUGAAAUUGUGCAAAAAAG